UGAAGUGAUAGUCGAUGAAAGGGCGUCAAAAUAGUCACUUUCAUGGGAAGAUUUUGGAAAAAUUAUUUCAGGCAAAAGUGAAUAAAUCAUUAUGACAAUUGCGCCCAAACAUGGAUUAAUAUUCCCCUGCUUAUUGAUAGGUUUAAUCACAAGUUCGCAAGCGAACUGGAAUUCACCUCCUUUUGAGAAACCUGACCCUAUCGACGAUACCGUAAAAUUUGUGAGUUCUUCAAGUGUAAUAACAAACAUUGAACUCAAGGAGGAAGUCGAACAUGCAGUUUGUAUAGCACAACUUAAUUACGAAGAUUCAACAGAGCCUCAACUCGGUUCAUUUUCAACCGGCCAAAGUUUCAUUCUUGGCGCAGAGUUCAGAAAGAAUGAAGCCACUAAAAAAUGGGACCUGUACAUUACGAAGAAGCAGGACUACGAGACUCCAGCAAUGCGGCAAUACAGAUUCGAAGUUGUUGUUGGAACUGACCGUAACGAUGUUGCCCUGAACAUAAUAAAUAUUGAUGACAAUCCUCCGGUGAUCCAGGCAGUUGAGCGAACAUGUGCGAUCGAAGAAAAUUUUUCAGGCAGGUCAAACUGCUCCUUCCGCAUCAGCGAUGCUGACGGUUGGAUAGACCAAACGGUAAUCACUUUCACCUCAACGCCGGAAUCGGGAUCAGAAAAUUUCGAAUUCACCCGUGAACUCAUUCCCAGCAACAAUUAUGAGAUGAAAGUUCAUUUAGACGUGAUUGAGCCUUUAGAUUUCGAGAAGAUUACAACGUACACGCUGCAAGUCAAGGCUACAGAUAGUGGGAAAAACGAAGGGACUUUAUUAAAUGUAGUUCAAGUGAUUGACAUGCCGGACAUGCCCCCCGUGUGGAGCAGUCUAACAGCGUCGCAAUCGAUAGUCGAGAAGACCCUUCACACCUUCGCGGUCUCAGCGAUUGACGGAGACAUUCAGAUAAACGCCGAGAUAAACUACAAAAUAGAGCCUGAACAGCAAGAAGAGAGAGAUCUAUUCUCAGUCGAGACGAAAACAGGAAAGAUCACGAUCAAUCCCAUAGAUCGCGACACCUUGAAGAAAGAGGUCUUCAGAUUUUCCAUCAUUGCUUAUGAGAAAGAGAACAUCACCUCGAAGGUUGAAGGUACGAUAGUGAUUAUCGUCGAAGAUGUGAACGAUCACAGCCCCGUGAUAACCCCCCAAGAGCUGACGAUAGCCAUCAAAGAGGCGACGUACAUGACCUUAGAUUUCCCCGAAUCCAUCAUCAUCACUGAUCCAGAUCUCGCUGAAAAUGGCCAAUACUCAGUCAGCCUGACUGAUCAUUCAGAGCAUAAGUGGAGCUCAGCUUUCGUGGUCGUCCCAACCAGCGGAUACCAAUCAGGAACCUUCACGAUUUCAGUUCUGAACGCUUCAUUACUGGAUUAUGAGGACGAGAAGUGGAGGAACAUGGAGAUCGAAAUCAAAGCUGUAGAAGUUGCCAACAGGACGCACAUCGGCAGGAGGACCGUCACCAUCAACUUAACUAACUGGAACGAUGAGUAUCCGAUUUUCGAGAACGAUUCUGUCGAGGUCGAAGUACUUGAGGAUGUGCCGAGGGGACAUCCAAUAACGACCAUGCUAGCUACAGACAGGGAUGUCGAUGACCGCGUCACCCACGAAUUGAUCUCUCAGAAAGGUUUGGCUAUCAACGAAACCACUGGAGCAAUUUCAACAGCAAUCGACGAUGCCUUGGAUUACGAGACGAUGCCAAUUGUUGUUGUCCAAGUGAUGGCUUCAGAUCUUGUGAAGCAUAAAGUCUAUGCAACAUUGACGAUCAAGGUGAUUGACGUUAACGACGUGCCUCCGAAGCUCGUCUUGCCGAAGGAGAUUGCAUCGUUGAUCGAAGAAAAGCCUGUAGGAACAGUCGUUGAAGCAAUCAUUGAAGCGAGCGACGUAGACACCGAUGCAGAUCUGGUAUUUAGCAUCGAUUGGGACAAGACGACAGCUCAGAAAAAUGGAGUUCCGGUAAAUGAGAGCCUCUACCGAGAUCGCUUGGCGAUAGCAGCAUCUUACCCUGAAGGACAUCAUCGUUCAGCAGAAGGAAGGAUCGUUAUUAAAGGGAGAAUUGAUUACGAAGCAUUCGAUGUAAUCUUCUUGAAUAUCAUCGUGACAGAUAUUAAAACUGUUCACAACGAUAACUCAACGUCCGCUUCAUUGACGCUGAAAAUUAUAGACAUCAAUGAUAACGCGCCUGUUUUCAAUGAAGUUGAAGCGCUCAGAGUAACUGAAAAUGCGAUUACUGAUAUUCUGAUUGGUACCGUGACUGCUACUGAUGCUGACGGACCCGAGUUCAAUAAGAUUUCUUACUCCAUCAAAGCUGUCAAUAAUACUGAGGACGAUCUUAUCAGCAUCGACCAAAAAACUGGCACCAUCAGAGUGAAAUCUAAUGAAACAAUUGAUGCAGAGAAAUACGAAUACAUUUACUACGAAGUCAUUGCAUCUGAUGGCGAAAACAAUACGACUCUUACGCUUCCGAUAUACGUCAUCGACAUGAACGAUGAAGUUCCUUAUCUCCUUAACGAUAAAUUCAAUUCUACGAUUCACAUUCUAGAGAAAUCCGCAAGUGGAACGGAAAUUGUGACUAUCUACGGGUCAGAUGGUGAUCGGACGAGUCCUUACAAUAAUGUAUCGUACCUGAUUAACGAGAAUUAUCCCGCGCUUUUCCAGUAUUUCGAGCUAAGUAGAUUUGACGGAGUCCUUCGAGUUCACUUGACUGAUAAUCAUAUUUUGGAUCGCGAUUUUGGAGAGCCUAGGUACACAUUGAACCUAAAACUGAGGGAUAAUUAUCUUCAGACUGGGAUCACGUGGAAUACAAAUGCGAUUGACAAGGAGAUCACAGUGAUUCUGGAUGACAUAAACGACCAAAUUCCAAAGUUGCCGAACCUUGGGGAUCCUGCGAAGGAGGUCAACGAGAAUGAGAAGCAGAACACGAGGAUUCUAAAGAUUACAGCAGACGAUAAAGACGAUCCUGCUACAGACAACACCAAAGUGUCUUACAAAAUUCUGAGCAAUUCGCUAGUAGACGGAAAUAGCGAAGUUCAAAAGAACUGUGGGAACUUAUUCAGCAUGGAAACUGAGGAGUUAAAGAGCGCGAUUAUCUCAGCUGCUCGUGACCUGAAAGGCUGCUAUGGCACGUGGAAGGUUGAAGUAUACGCCCAGGAUCAUGGAACCUUCCCAGGACCCUUGAACGACACGAGAAUCUACCACAUCAAAGUUACUGAUUACAACUACAAUGACCCUGUAAUUGAGUUCCCAGCUAGGGGAACGCGUAUUCCCCUCAGCCUGGACCAGACCCUCCACACAAAGCUGAAGACUUAUGACAAGCAACCAUUGCCGGAUUUCAACGCCACUGAUGAUGAUUUUGGCGCCAGCGGAACUGUAGUAUUUUCAGUAUCAAGUCCAACUGGAGAUGAUUACUUCGAAAUUAUCGAGGCUGGGAAGAAUUCCGCUCAGCUGCAAUUGAAGCAAUGGCCGACUGAUGUUGAACAGAAUAGUCGAUACAUGAUAACUCUGACAGCCAAGGAUAAUGGAGAUCCACCGCGAGAAGUCUCUCAGGAGCACACGAUCAUCUUCGUUUCGGCCAGGGGACCGGAAUUUAAAGAAAAUGACUGGGAUGUUUGGAUCAAGGAGAAUAAGACUGGUCUGGACUUCUGGACAAUCAUUCCCGAAGCCGUCGAUAACAUUGGCGAUGAUGGAUCCAACAUUGUACCGACUUACUACUUCAUCGACAAUAAAGCCGGGGACUUCAAGUAUUUCGCUCUGGACAAAUCCACGAGGAAUCUAACAGUAGCACAAGAGUUGGAUCGUGAGAAGCAGGCGAAGAUGAACAUAUUAGUGAUCACGACAGCAGAUAGUGACGGACCUCCUCGCGAUCCUCGACCUGAAGCUGUCCUCAAUAUCACAGUCUUCGUUCUGGAUGAGAAUGAUAAUGCUCCUGUAUUCAAAAGCCACUUCUACUCAGGUGGAGUUGCUGUUGAAGAUGUUCUUGAUAAAGUCAUUUUGACUGUCGAAGCUACAGAUGUUGAUCUGAAUGACACGGUGAGGUAUGCACUGAUGGAAGGCAGCUUAACGACAUCAGACUCAUCGAUUGCUAGUGUGACGAAUCCGUUCUCCUUGGAUACCUCACAAGGAGAUGUUCUGCUGAAGUUUUCAGCCACCAGCAACAUGGCCGGAUUCUUCAAAUUAGAUAUUGCCGCUCAUGAUACAGCCGAUCAUUCUGACAAAACAACCGUCCAAAUAUACAUCAUCUCCAAGAGUAAUAGAGUCGUCUUCACAUUGAGGAACAACGCGGCUUUCGUGAGUGCGGAGAAACUGUUCAUUAUUGACAUAUUUUCGAGGACUUUCGGGUACAUCUGCAAUGUCGAUGAUAUCAAGAGCAGUGUCGAUGCUAACAAUCAUGUGAUGGAUAAUAUGACGACUUUGACGACGCAUUUCAUCAACUCCAAAGACAAUCUCCCUAUAGAUGCCGACGCCAUUAUUUUAGCGUCAAGUGAUCUCCAGACGGUCACUAAUCUGAAAGCCAAUCUUCAAGCCAGAGGGCUUUAUCUGAGCGAUGUGCCCACUGGAAGCUCCCCCGAGGAUUCAGACAAUGAGGACAGGGCUUACUGGACUCUCCUAUCGUUGACCAUUAUUUUCGGCUUCAGUACCAUCGCUGUUUUUGUGAUUUACAUCCUCAGGACGAGGAAUUUGACGCAGAGACUGGAUAAAAUGGCGGUGGAUUGGAAGACCGGGGAGGAUGAGAUUGGAAAGGAGAAGAAUGGGGUGGUUCCUACGACUAAUCAGUUUGCUACAGCCGGGUCGAAUCCUAUUUGGAAUGUUUCGAAGAAGUCUGAGGAUUUCGAUGACAAUGUCAGCCGUCGAAGUGGUGAUUCCGAUCUAAUCGGCAUCGAAGAAAAUCCCGACUUCGGCUACGCAAAUACCGCAUUCGUAACAGAAAAAGAUGCUGAGAUAAAUCAAUUGGAUAACGCGGUGCUGUUUCCCCAACGACCGACAGUUUUUUCCUUCGAUCCAACAUACAGCAAUGGAAAGAGCCACGAAGACAAGUGCUGAGACUAUCAAGUGAACUAGUGAUUGUAAUUUCUAUUUAUAAAGAAUAAAUGACAAAUUUGUUACAGAAAA
Molecule: messenger RNA, 5146 nt
Organism: Diachasma alloeum
Lineage: Eukaryota; Metazoa; Arthropoda; Insecta; Hymenoptera; Braconidae
Product: cadherin EGF LAG seven-pass G-type receptor 1
Exons: 5
Coding region: 92-5077 (1661 amino acids)
Biological process (GO): homophilic cell-cell adhesion
Cellular component (GO): plasma membrane
Molecular function (GO): calcium ion binding
Source: RefSeq, a predicted model, not a curated record